Monopterus albus (swamp eel) is the source of this 2787-nucleotide messenger RNA. It is a transcript of the gene b3gnt7l, whose product is annotated as UDP-GlcNAc:betaGal beta-1,3-N-acetylglucosaminyltransferase 7, like. The coding region runs from base 225 to 1451 and encodes 408 amino acids. The transcript has a single exon. Gene Ontology annotation, cellular component: Golgi membrane. Gene Ontology annotation, molecular function: hexosyltransferase activity; UDP-glycosyltransferase activity. The record is from RefSeq and is a predicted model, not a curated record. Lineage: Eukaryota; Metazoa; Chordata; Actinopteri; Synbranchiformes; Synbranchidae. Gene Ontology annotation, biological process: poly-N-acetyllactosamine biosynthetic process; protein O-linked glycosylation.
GAAAGACCAGCUCAACACUCUGUCUCUUUAGGCUCAGAAGACAAGAAGCCUGGGAACAUGCUGCCAAUAUGCGCCCCGGGCCUACUUCAGUGUCUGCGUACUAGUGGCACAACCUCUGAUGUCCAAAUGAGAAAGGGCGGUGGUGGUAGAUUCUGUUUGGAUGCACAAUUGUGAAGCACUAUGAAGGCAAAGGGUCCAGCAUCUGAGGGUCUCUUGACGUCACUAUGAAUCGCUUUUUCCGAAGAAAGCGGGUUGGUCCGCUGAAAAGCCUACUGAGCCUGUGUCUAGUUUUUGCGUCUCUUCUCAUGAUCCAGAAGUUGAAACCAUCAGAUAAAGAAGUGGAACAUAGGAGGGAUACCGGUUGGUGCGGCUCCGACUGUUUUUCAUUCAAGAAGGGAGUCGCGAAAACUACUGUAGGGAGCUCAGACACUUUGGUGUUUAGAAAGGAUUUGGAUGCGCAAGGGGUUUCCGAAAGGACUCCGUCUUCCUGGGACGCACAGGUUCUCAAAUGCACAGAGAACGCGUCGGUAAGGAACGAGCACUGGUUCCAGCACUUGAACCCAAGAUUUCACCAGUUCGUACUGCACAGACACUGUAGAUAUUUUCCCAUGCGCAUCAACCACCCGGAGAAAUGCGUGAAAGAGGACGUGCAUCUCCUCAUGGUGGUCAAGUCCGUUAUUGAGCAGCACGACCGGCGGGAGGCGGUGCGCAAAACCUGGGCUAAGGAGCGCACAAUGGAUGGGAAGAAGAUCAAAACGUUAUUUCUUUUAGGAAGCCCAGUGGCUGGCAAAGACACCCAUAACCUCCAGAAAUUGAUCGAGUACGAAGACCAAAUCUAUGGGGACAUCCUGCAAUGGGAUUUCAUGGACACCUUCUUUAACCUGACUCUAAAAGAGGUCAACUUUCUGAAAUGGUUCGAUAUAUACUGCUCUGGCGUCCAGUUCAUAUUCAAAGGUGAUGAUGACGUGUUUGUGAACACGUACAACCUGUUGGAGUUCAUCCACACCAGAGUGGAGGAGCGCAAAGAGGUCGACUUGUUUGUGGGGGACAUCAUCAGCAAUGCGACCCCCAUCCGAAACAAGAAAAGCAAAUACUACAUUCCCAAAGAGCUAUACGAUGCGCCAUAUCCUCCUUAUGCCGGCGGUGGGGGGUUUCUGGUGUCCGCCCAGCUGGCAAGGAAACUAUUUGUGGCCUCGGAAGAACUACAAGUCUACCCUAUUGACGAUGUGUUUUUGGGGAUGUGCCUGCAGAAGCUUAAGUUAGCCCCAGAACGGCACCAGGGCUUCAAGACCUUCGGCAUUACCAGACUUAAGCCUAGCUCAAUGAACAACGAGCCCUGCUUUUACAAAAACCUCAUAGUAGUGCACAAACUGAGCCCGCAGGAGCUGAUCGAGAUGUGGAGCAUGGUGAACAACAAUGACCUGAUUUGCGCGCAACGUAUCAUCAUAUGAUUGUCAGUUUAUAUGACGUAGACGAAUUUACCAAAGCCGAACUGAAUACACAUAAGACUUGUUUUUAAAUUGAUGAUGAUGAUUAUGAAGCCACUACACAGGACUCCACAGUGUGCCAUGUCAGAUUGUACUCUCAUGGCUCUGUUGUCUUACAUCUGAGAUCCAAUGUUUCUUUGGCUAUAUGGCUGUAAUGUUUUUUGUGCAUUUGUUAAUGCAUAAAUAAGACUUAAAACUAGAAACUGCUGUUUUUCCUCAGAAUUUCCUGAUUUGGGGAUUUCAGUGUGACUGUCAGAGUGAACUAUAUGGACUCACAGACAAGUGAUUAUUUUAUACAGGAAUUGUAAAAACCUAUUAGUUGUUUUAGUCAACCCUUUAUUUUAUCUUGUAAUUGUUAAUGUAUUUGAAUAUGAUUUUCAGAGGCAGGUCAAAAAUCUAAAAAACUAAAGGGCUGUAAAACUGUUAAUCUGUGUAUGACAGCAAUGGUGAUCCCAGGGGGUGGCUUGGUUCCCAUGUAAAAUUACUGGUCACCCCCCCAACACAGACAAGUACGAAGCCCCAGUCAUUUUAAUUCUUUGCAGGAAAUUAUGUUUGUACAUGAUUUGUUGACAAAACUACUGAAAUGGAAGGUCAUGAUGGUUGUUAUUAAAUUAUAGUGUAUAAAUCACCAAAAUUAUAAAAGCAAUAAAGAAACUGAGUAUGAAAUCUAAUGUGUUUUCCAGUUGCAUCAGAACUUUAGGUUCACUAUAUUAUUCUAUAGAAUACAGAUGCAAAACUGAAACCACUUGUAGAAGCUGUAGCCACCUAGAGUCUUGACAUCUGAAAUACAAUUUAAGUUGAAGGCUGUGAUACAAAUACAAAUGAUGGAAGACAGUUACAAAUAAUAUGAAAUAUGAUAUGCUAGAUAUAAAUGAAAUCUUUAUUAUUAGCCAAUAAUUAAUAUUUAUGUUUAAACAACCCACACAUUUCAUUUUAUUGUUGAUGAUGCAUUCAAAUUGGAAUUGAUAAUUAACAAUUCCUUGGCUGACCUUGUGUGGAUAUGAUGAUGUUCACAUAAGCUCAGCUAAGGAAUUGAACAGUAUGAAAUUAAUUUUACCCUAUACCAACUUUCCCUUUCUAUCAACUUACAUAACCUGAAAUUCCUCUAUGCUGUUUAACCUUGUAGUAUGCCACCAAAAUCUAACUGGUCCCACCUGGCCCCGCCCACUAAAUAUUUACCUGCAGGCACUGCAGCAUGAUAGUGUAAUAAAAGCGGACUGCUUUGUCAACUGUGUAAAAAUGCUAUGAAUACUGAAGGGUCUGAUUUAAGUUGCCUCAUGUUCUGCAGGGAUGGCCUUAA